Molecule: messenger RNA, 1445 nt
Organism: Cokeromyces recurvatus
Lineage: Eukaryota; Fungi; Mucoromycota; Mucoromycetes; Mucorales; Mucoraceae
Product: phenylalanyl-tRNA synthetase
Exons: 3
Coding region: 242-1438 (398 amino acids)
Biological process (GO): phenylalanyl-tRNA aminoacylation
Cellular component (GO): cytoplasm; mitochondrion
Molecular function (GO): phenylalanine-tRNA ligase activity; ATP binding; tRNA binding
Source: RefSeq, a predicted model, not a curated record
UUUUUUUUAAGUUUGGCAUCUGUCAAAACAAAAAUGCUUCGACAUUCAAUUUGUCUAAAGCAAAUAAUAACAAGUCGAUACACAAUUGCUGGAGGUGCUAGCGUUUUUAAUAUAAUACAAAAGACAUGUUAUUCAACAAAACCAGGUUAAAAGCAACCACUCAUAAUAUAAAACAAAGUAUUUAUUUCUUUAUAUAUAUGUAUAUACAUGUAUAGAAUUUGAAAUUGGUAAAGAAGAAACGAUGGUUAAUGGUCAACGAUUUCCAAGAGAUGAGUGGACUAAUGUUACACCUACUGUACUUUCGAAAAUUAACCGUAAAUUACACUUGCAACCUCAAAAUCCCAUUUCCAUUAUUCGACAAUUAAUCGAAUCCAACUUUCAAGACUUUCAAAAAUUUAACAAUCAUAGUCCAAUUGUGACUACGAAACAGAAUUUUGAUGAUCUCUUCAUUCCAAAAGACCAUCCUAGCCGUACAAAAUCAGAUAACUAUUAUUUCAAUAAGGAUGUUGUAUUGCGUGCCCAUACCUCAGCACAUCAAAUUCAAGGUUUGAUGUCGGGGAGCCGUAAGUUUUUAGUCAGUGGUGACGUCUAUCGUCGUGAUGAGAUUGAUGCAUCCCAUUAUCCCGUAUUUCAUCAAAUAGAAGGUGUCUUUUAUACAGAUAAUGAUAUUCAACAACUUGGAACGGAGCUAAAGCAACUUCAAGAAGAUAAAAAGACGACUAAUAUUCAACUUGUCGACGAUACUGUGAUUAAGCCAGAGAAUCCUUACCAGACCUGUCAUCAACCAGAGGCUGUAGACCUGAUUGCAACUCAUCUUAAACACUCCAUCAAUAGUAUGAUUCGAAAUAUCUUUGCUGACGAACCCAAUCUAAAGGUACGAUGGAUUGAUGCCUAUUUUCCAUUUACGAGCCCCAGUUGGGAAGUAGAAAUUGAGUAUAAAGGAGAAUGGCUUGAGGUAUUAGGAUGUGGUGUUGUGAAUCAGAAGAUUAUGAACCAAGCUCAUUUAGAUGAUAAAAUUGGAUGGGCAUUUGGUAUGGGAUUAGAACGAUUAGCGAUGGUAUUAUUUGGUAUUCCAGAUAUUCGAUUAUUUUGGACUGAAGAUGAAAGAUUUAUUAAUCAAUUCGAGCCAGGAAAGAUCAACAAAUUUAUGCCAUUUUCAAAGUAUCCACCUUGUAUCAAAGAUAUUUCAUUCUGGAUAUCUGAAAAUAAAUGGCAUGAAAAUGAUUUCUGUGAAUUAGUACGAGGAGUAGCUGGUGACUUGGUAGAGACUGUUGAAUUGAUUGAUGAUUUUACACAUCCAAAGACUAAUAGACGAAGCUUAUGUUACCGUAUUAACUAUAGAUCUAUGGAUAGAAAUGUUACUAAUGAAGAAAUAAAUAUAAUACAAGAGAAUGUUCGUAAUACAGUAAGAGAUGAAUUUAAUGUAGAACUUCGAUAAAUUAAAU